AUGUCUCUAAUUCCGAGCUUUCUUGGUGGCCGAAGAACAAACGUGUUCGACCCGUUCUCGCUUGACGUAUGGGAUCCGUUCGAAGGAUUCUUGACACCUUCGGGAUUGGCAAACGCGCCAGCUAAAGACGUGGCAGCGUUCACAAACGCGAAAGUGGACUGGAGGGAAACACCCGAGGCGCACGUGUUCAAGGCGGACCUGCCGGGGCUGAAGAAGGAAGAAGUUAAGGUGGAGGUUGAAGAUGGCAACAUACUUCAGAUAAGCGGAGAGAGAAGCAGCGAGAAUGAAGAGAAGAGUGACAAGUGGCACCGUGUGGAGAGAUCGAGUGGCAAGUUCAUGAGGAGGUUUAGGCUCCCGGAGAAUGCGAAGAUGGAAGAAGUGAAGGCGAGUAUGGAGAAUGGUGUAUUGUCGGUUACGGUGCCCAAGGAGCAGGAGAAGAAGCCUGAGGUUAAGUCUAUUGACAUCUCUGGUUAA
This is a messenger RNA of Microthlaspi erraticum, 474 nucleotides long. Lineage: Eukaryota; Viridiplantae; Streptophyta; Magnoliopsida; Brassicales; Brassicaceae. The record is from the annotation of a GenBank genome assembly.